GCGUGGACUGCCUCUCAGCUGUGUAACCCCAUGAUGGCGCGCCCGCUCCGCUUUUGGGAAUCCUCUCUUUUCGCCGCCUUCCUCUUUAGGCAAACCGGUGGUAGAGCUGCAAAGAGUACGUGUUACACCAUCAGGCGAUUGAGUACCCAGCCGGCCAGACUUCCCAGAAUGGAUUAUCAGGAUGCAAUUUGUACACUCAACACUCUUCAGACUAAUGCCAGCUUCUUGGAGCAAGUCAAACGUGAGAGGGGUCAGCCACAGAUGCAGCUUGAAGCAAUGCGACUCUUUCUACAGCGUGUUGGCUUGAAGGUGGAAGACUUAGAUCAGCUCAAUAUAAUUCAUGUGACUGGGACAAAGGGAAAGGGAUCGACAUGUGCAUUUGCUGAAAAAAUUCUUAGGAACUAUGGGCUUCGCACUGGAUUUUAUAGUUCUCCCCAUUUGGUGCAAGUAAGAGAGCGAAUUCGAAUAAAUGGGCAGCCAAUCAGUAAAGAGCUCUUUACAAAGUACUUUUGGCAGGUCUACAAUCGACUAGAAAAAACUAAGGAUGCCCACUAUGGUACAAUGCCAGCAUACUUUCGCUUUCUCACCUUGAUGGCAUUCCAUGUGUUUCUACAGGAGAAGGUUGAUUUAGCAAUAAUAGAAGUUGGAAUUGGCGGCGCCUAUGACUGCACCAAUAUUAUCAAGACACCAUGGGUUUGUGGAGUAAGUUCACUGGGAAUUGACCACACAAGCAUCCUUGGAGAUACAAUUGAAAAGAUUGCAUGGCAGAAGGGGGGGAUAUUUAAGCUUGGUGUCCCCGCAUUCACAGUGAAGCAACCUGAAGGCCCAAUGAGAGUACUAGCAGAAAGAGCCCAGGAGAUUGGGUGCCCUCUACAUGUUUGUCCAGACUUGACUCAGUAUGAGUGCGAAGGCCACAGACUGCCUCUGGGACUAGCAGGAGCUCACCAGAGAUCCAAUGCUUCAUUAGCACUGCAAAUAUGCCGCAGCUGGCUCCAGCAUCGAGGAUUUUAUGCUGACUUUCCUUCUAUUGAAAAAAUGGAACAACCCACUCAGGCUUUGUUGAAUAGCAGGCCAGCCAUGGCUACUGCUUUCCUGCCCAGUUCUGCAAUGGCAACUGGACUGAGGGAGACGGAAUGGCCAGGUCGAACACAAACUCUUAAACAUGGCCCAAUUACUUACUAUCUGGAUGGGGCACAUACUACAAGAAGCAUCCAAGCCUGUGUUGACUGGUUUAGGGAGACUGCCAUGUUGGAGGAAAAGACCACUGUUGGUUCAGUUGUUCGUGUGCUACUGUUCAAUGCUACAGGUGAGCGAGACUCCCCAGCUCUGCUUAAACUUCUCGUGCCUUGCCAGUUUGACUGUGCUGUGUUUUGCCCUAACAUCACUGAGGCAGUUUCUUCAGCUAGUGCAGACCAGCACAACUAUAACGUGACUGUGGAGAACAUGCUGACACGCUGCUUAGACAACCAGAAGAGUUGGCGUUGGCUCAGUGAGAAGGAAGUAGUUCCGAGAGCAGAGCUACUUUUGCCAGGAGGUCUCCCUUUAAUGACUGGGACUGUGCAUCGAGGAGUCGAAUCCCUAGUUUUUCCAUGCAUACACAGCGCUCUUAGGUGGAUUACUCAGGGUAGAGAUCCAGUUAUAGGUUACUCUGGGAAACCCAGCACUCUGGCCACAAUGCAGCCUGGUGCCAUAGCAGGAGCUCGGACUCUGCAGGAGGCAGCUAAUAUACAAGUACUGGUGACAGGAAGUUUGCACCUUGUUGGUGGUGUUCUAAAACUCCUUGAUCCUGUAUUAUCUCAAUAGUUUUUGUUUUAGGUGCUUUUGUUUGCACUACUAUUUAUUACAAGGUGGCAGCUGGAAAAAAAUAAAGAAAAAACUCAAACCAGGAGAAAAUAAACCUCAGAGGAUGUGUCUACCACAACAUGGAUUUUAGAAACAAGACGAUUGAAAACCUUAUGAAAACAAGUCCAUCUUAAUGUUUGCUACUCUUCCACACCUCUUGCUGCUGUGAAGGACCCCUGAGCCCUUGGAAUUCAUGUAUAUUGUGUAUUUUCAUAUACUGCCGGGGUGUGCACUGCCUGCUCUGUAAUUUUGACUUUUUGGGAAAGUUUGCUUCUACAAGAAGCUACAUUUCAGAUACAUUGCAUAUCACAAUAUCCAGGGUGUCAAGCCUGUGCGGUCCAGCUUUCUGCUGUUGUCCUGAUAAAAGUACUGAAGUUUAUGGAGCAGCAAAUUGUUCAGAAUUCAGCUUUUGAAGUAGGUGUGCUGCAGCUUGGCAUAAUAAAAGUAGCAUACUUUAUAAUGUUUUUUACAGCUAUAGAAUUGUGAAAGUUAUUUAUUACUGUAGCUGGAAAGCCGUCUCUUGGCUGAUUAUUUGCCUAAGACGACUUAUUGCAGCAUUUGAGAUGCCUGCAGGCCUUUUUAUCAUAAAAUAAAUUAAGAAAAACUAUAGAUUUAAUGACGAUGAUACAAUUUAAUUAUUAAUAGGGAAAAUCUAAUUUAGUGCUUAUUUGCCUAUAAUGAAUGUUUUGCAGUGACCUAAUAGUUUUGCCAAAUUUGUCUGAAGUAGUAUUUAUUUUGUUUUUGUAACCUAUUUUAAUCAGCAAAAUCCACAUUAGGAGCCAAGUCUCUUUGAUUGUUAUGUGCUGUAAGCUGAAUUAUUUUUAAAAAGUAUGGAUAAAAUGGAAAGUUUUUUUUUUUUCUUGGAAUGCCUUUGAUACACAUCAGCUGUAGUUUACAGAGCUUUAAUCAAAAAUGUCAGACCCUGAGCUCAGAAAUCAAAAUAUUCUUUUACUCGUUUCUCUUCGUUUUCUCCUGUUUUUCCCGGUUUGCUGAUUUGCUAAUAUCUCUGUGUUUUAAGUGGUUGCCUAGUUAUGGAGUGACAUUCCACCAGCUUUUUUUGUUUCCGAGACCAAUGUGCCAUAACUGUGUGCUGAAGUUAGACUUUACAAAUAGGUUAUAAAAUUACACAGCAACUAAUAA
This is a messenger RNA of Erpetoichthys calabaricus (reedfish), 2982 nucleotides long. RefSeq names its product folylpolyglutamate synthase (gene fpgs). The record is from RefSeq and is a predicted model, not a curated record. Bases 31 to 1803 code for a protein of 590 amino acids. The transcript is spliced from 15 exons. Gene Ontology annotation, biological process: tetrahydrofolylpolyglutamate biosynthetic process. Lineage: Eukaryota; Metazoa; Chordata; Cladistia; Polypteriformes; Polypteridae. Gene Ontology annotation, cellular component: cytoplasm; cytosol; mitochondrion. Gene Ontology annotation, molecular function: tetrahydrofolylpolyglutamate synthase activity; ATP binding.